Trypanosoma conorhini is the source of this 1707-nucleotide messenger RNA. RefSeq names its product putative serine/threonine protein kinase. Lineage: Eukaryota; Euglenozoa; Kinetoplastea; Trypanosomatida; Trypanosomatidae. The coding region runs from base 1 to 1707 and encodes 568 amino acids. The record is from RefSeq and is a predicted model, not a curated record. Gene Ontology annotation, biological process: protein phosphorylation. The transcript has a single exon. Gene Ontology annotation, molecular function: ATP binding; protein kinase activity.
AUGGGCAUGGAUCACUACACGAUUGUAAGGCAGCUGGGCGGGACGACGGCGACGUACCUGGCAGUAGACAAGCAGGACGAGGAGAAGAAGGUGGUGAUCAAGCGUCUGAUGGACGGGACGCAGGGGGUGCAGGAGCUGAACGUGUCGCUGCGGGUGCGGCACCCGAACAUUAUACCUUUUCUGGAGUCCUUCGUCCACGACGGGGCGCUCUACGUCGUGCUCGCCUACGCGGAGGGCGGCGACCUCGAGGCGUACCUCGGGCAGCUGCGGCGGGAGAAGCGGCCGCCGCAGCAGAUGCGGCUGCUGCGCUGGUUUGGGCAACUCCUCGCGGCGCUGCAGUGCUGCCACCAGCAGAACAUCAUGCACCGCGACGUGAAGCCGAGCAACAUCUUCCUCAACGCGGACGCGACGGAGCUGUACCUCGGCGACUUUGGCUCCGCCAAGGCGCUGCUGCGCUCGGCCUCGCUGACGUCGACCUUCGUCGGCACCCCGAUCUGGAUCUCGCCGGAGCUGCUGAUGGGGACGCCGUACGGCUUCCCCUCCGACGUCUGGUCGCUCGGCUGCGUCUUCUACGAGAUGGUGGCGCUGCGGCGCCCCUUCACCCCAAGUAGCUUCGCCAGCCUCGUGCAGCAGAUCACCGCCGGCGACGUCGCCCCGCUGCCCGCCAACACCCCGGACGACAUCCGCACCAUCACGAUGUCCAUGCUGCGCGUCGACCCGGAGAAGCGCUGCGGCCUCGCCAAGGCGCUUGAGCUGACGGAGCGCGCCAUUCAAACCCGCUCGCCCCCGGCCGCAAAGGGCGCGGCGGAGCGUGAGAAGAUUGAAAGGCAGCCGCCGCCCGGCAUCCCCAGACGCGCGGCGGGGGCAAGUCCGCAGCGACAACAGCCGCAGCAGCAGCAGCCACUGCGACGGCCCUCGCCGGCGAAGGCGGUUCAGGCAGCCGAGGCCCACGGCGGCGGCACCGGCGGGUCGGACAACAAACUAGCGGACUGGAUUCACGCACGCAACCACGACGUGAGCGUCAUCGAGCGCUACCUGACGAAGUUUCGCCAGUCGGACGAGCAGAUUUUGGCGCCGGCGGCCUCCUCAGUAGCGGACGCCCCGCGCGAGCGCGGGCGCGUCGCUGCGGGGGCGUCGCCGAAGCGAACGGCACCGCAGCCAUCGGCGACGCACAACGACGAGCCCCGCCUGCGGCCAGGCCUCGUGCCGGAGGCGCGGGCGCAGGAGACGGUGGUGCCGGCGCAGCGUGGCGGGGCGGCGGUUCGAUCCCGGCGCCGCAUCAUGAGCACGAGGUGCCUCCCCACAAAAAGGGAGCAAAGUGAAACGCCGGCAAAGAAGAACGCCUCACCUUUAGUCCGCCAACCCUCCGCCGCGCACAACCUAAACGGAAACGCCCCGCAGGCAUUCAGGCGCAUCAAGAGCAGCCACCCACUGCUGGCACGGCAUGCCUCGCCCCCCGCGCCGCCGCCGCCGCCGCCGCCGCAGCAGCAGCAGCAGCAGCAACAACAACAACAACAAGAGGAAGGAAGACAGCUGAAUCGCGAAAAACGCGAGAAGGAACGUGCAAAGAUGCUUGAAAUGAUACGGGAGCGAAAGGCGAAGGCGCUGCAAGAACGCAAGGCAAAGGGCAAAAGCGAAGAGCGGGACGCCGUGGCAGUGGAGAUCGUCCUGCCUGCCAAUGUGCGUUACGAGGGCGGCGCGGGGUAG